AUGACCAUCUCUUCCCUCGUCCGUCGAGGUGUGGAGGCCGCCUUGGAGCAGCCUACCCCGAAUCAACCCACCAUCCAUUUCGCAGGAUGGCUGUCAGCUCUGUUUGUCUUCACGGUCCUCGCCUUUAUCGCUAUCGGAUUUUCGGUGGAGUACACUUAUGGAAUGCUGAUCCCGACCCUCGCCGCUAUCGAGGAUUCCAACCCCGAUGUCUACGUCCGAAUCGAUGGCAACCUUGACGCGAACAAGCCUGUCGAUGCGAACGAGCCCGAUACCGAGCCUGUGAUCGAAGCUCCCCCUCCGAUGCCCAUCACCAGCAAACUCCGCACCACGAUUCAGCACCUCCGUGCCCGUGCCGGUUUCCUCUCCCGCUUCCGUGGCUUGAGCAUGCUCGUCACUUAUGGUCUUGCACAAGGGCUGGUCUUCUCCAUGAUGCCGUUCUCUAUCAACGCAUUCUUCUCUCAGUUUGUUGUCGGCAUGAUCUGCAGCGUCGCAUUGGCCAACCUGCAGUUGGCGUGGGUUCACAUUGUUAUCUCCGAGCCUUCUCCCAAACGUUUCUACCAGCGGAUCCCCGGUUUCGCUGCCUGGAAGAAGAUCGCUCCGGUUGUUGCUUUCGAACAUGCCGUUACCAAUGCUGCAUACUACAUUCCCCUGAUCCUGAUCAGCGCUUGCAACGGCUUCAAGAACAUUGAGAACCCCUCCGGCGGUGACUCCCCAGCCAAAACUCUCGCCGGCGCUGCUACGCUCGUCUCCCUGCCAGCCCUUCUCUCUUUCGUGGUGUCUAUUCCCGCCCGGGCCAUCUUCAUCCGCGUGGCUGCGUCUAUGCUCCCUGAGGAGGAUGAGUCGAUUGUGCCUUUCGACCGUUCUUUCGGCGGCAAGGUCUCUCCCGCCAUUGUCGGCGGCAGCGGCAAGCUGAGCAUCAUGGAUGCUUGGAAGACCUUCGACCGGCCUGCUCUGGUCCGCUUCGUCAAGGCCAUCGGCAAAGGGUUCGCUAUUGAGGUUGCCGUGGCUGCGUUCUUCACCACUCUGCUGGUUGCGCAGGUUUGGGCUGGAGCGGUCACCUAUGGCUUCGCUGGAAACAACGCUUAA
Messenger RNA from Aspergillus vadensis CBS 113365, 1086 nucleotides. RefSeq lists its product as uncharacterized. The record is from RefSeq and is a predicted model, not a curated record. NCBI's taxonomy places the organism in Eukaryota, Fungi, Ascomycota, Eurotiomycetes, Eurotiales, Aspergillaceae. The transcript is spliced from 2 exons. The coding region runs from base 1 to 1086 and encodes 361 amino acids.